AUGUACACAAUGCAUCGACGACCCGAUCUAUAUGGCAUGGAUGCCGAGCUCUUCCGUCCUGAAAGAUGGGACGAGCAGAUGGCGUUGAGCCAGAACGAGACAGAUUCGAAAUGGGGGUAUUUGCCUUUCAAUGGUGGGCCAAGGAUAUGUCUCGGAAUGGACUUUGCGCUCACUGAAGCGGCGUACACCAUUGUAAGGAUUAUACAGAAGUUUCCAACGAUUAAAUUGCCUGAGGGUGAGCCUGUAGAGCUGGUGGGAGUUGAAAAGCAGAAAAUUACGAUGGUAAUGUCCAUAACAGGCGGGUGUAAUGUUGAGCUGCGACAAUAG
Pseudogymnoascus destructans is the source of this 327-nucleotide messenger RNA. RefSeq lists its product as uncharacterized. The transcript is spliced from 2 exons. Bases 1 to 327 code for a protein of 108 amino acids. The record is from RefSeq and is a predicted model, not a curated record. Gene Ontology annotation, molecular function: monooxygenase activity; oxidoreductase activity, acting on paired donors, with incorporation or reduction of molecular oxygen; iron ion binding. Lineage: Eukaryota; Fungi; Ascomycota; Leotiomycetes; Thelebolales; Thelebolaceae.